This is a messenger RNA of Xyrauchen texanus (razorback sucker), 2628 nucleotides long. It is a transcript of the gene tdp1, whose product is annotated as tyrosyl-DNA phosphodiesterase 1. Gene Ontology annotation, cellular component: nucleus. The transcript has 16 exons. Gene Ontology annotation, biological process: double-strand break repair; single strand break repair. Bases 183 to 2048 code for a protein of 621 amino acids. Gene Ontology annotation, molecular function: 3'-tyrosyl-DNA phosphodiesterase activity; single-stranded DNA binding; double-stranded DNA binding. The record is from RefSeq and is a predicted model, not a curated record. NCBI's taxonomy places the organism in Eukaryota, Metazoa, Chordata, Actinopteri, Cypriniformes, Catostomidae.
UGUGCAGAAUAAACCGUGCAUGCGGAAUCAAAACAAAUAACGUUUUACGGGUUUCAGUUUUCAUCAGACAAGCAUUGUAGAUAUAUUUAUGCAACGCUCAACUUUCUCCGACACCGUAGCUGCGAUUAAGUAUUUUCCCCCGUUGCUUGUAUUUUGAUCUUCCAGCCUCUCUUUGAACAAGUAUGUCACAGGAGAGUCAGCAUGGCAAGUGGACUAUAUCAGAUAGUGAAGAUGAGGACAACAUUAUUCCACCAACACCUCAAAAGGACUUAAUCAAUCCAAGCAUUAAACCUGAUUUAGAAAGCAAACCUGAUAAGAUCACCACCUUGUUCAAACAAGAACCCAAGUUGAGUCCCAAACGUAAUGAGAAAACCAAAGAAUCCUUGCCUGUGAAAGAACUGUCUGCUCCCGGCAUUGCAUCGGAAUCCAGAAAAGCUGCUCAUGUGAAACAAACAAACCCUGUGAAGUAUGAAAGCAACCCUUCACCUGCUGUAAAGAGAAAAAGAGAAAAAGAGGAGGGAGGCUGGAACUUAUCUAGCAGCGAUGAUGAGGCUCCAGCAUCUGUCCCAAAAAAGGAACCCAAGAAGACGAAUAGAAGUCCUAAGAGGAAGAAGGCUGAAGACAAACGUCCACCAAGCCCACACGGCACUAGUUAUUAUAAGGAAGAGCCUGCUGAUUUCUUUGAGACCAACUUAUUAUCUAAGAAUGACAUGUACAGAUUUUAUUUAAACAAAGUCACUGGGAUACAGAAGAAGUACAACACUGGAGCUCUGCAUAUUAAAGAAAUACUUUCUCCAAUGUUUGGGACACUGAAAGAGUCUGUGCAGUUCAAUUACUGCUUUGACAUUCCAUGGAUGGUGGAGCAGUAUUCGCCAGAAUUUAGGGACAAGCCGGUUAUCAUUGUUCAUGGAGAAAAGCGAGAGUCCAAGGCUCGGUUAAUCGAGCAAGCCAAACCAUAUCCACACAUUCGUUUCUGCCAGGCCAAACUGGAAAUUGCAUUUGGCACACAUCAUACGAAAAUGAUGCUGCUAUGGUACGAGGAGGGAUUCAGGGUCAUCAUUCUCACCUCAAACCUCAUCAGAGCCGACUGGUACCAGAAGACACAGGGGAUGUGGAUGAGUCCUCUGUACCCCAGGCUUCCGGAGGGAAGUCCAGUAACAGCAGGGGAGUCUCCCACCAACUUCAAGAGGGACCUGCUGGUAUACCUGGAAACAUACCGGGCUCCAGAGCUUGCCGAAUGGCUUGAUCGCAUCAAACAGCAUGAUCUGUCGGAAACAAUGGUGUAUCUCAUUGGAUCUACUCCAGGAAGAUAUCAAGGACCUGCUAUGGAGAAGUGGGGCCAUCUAAGAUUACGAAAGUUGCUCAGCGAGCACACAUGGCCCUUGCAGAAUGAAGAGCAGUGGCCCGUGAUUGGUCAGUUCUCUAGUAUUGGCUCUAUGGGUCUUGAUAAGACUAAAUGGUUGGCAGCUGAGUUCCAGCAGACUCUCACUACAUUGGGGAAGUCAGGGAAAUCAUUUGCCAGGACAGAAACAAAGAUGCUUCUGGUUUAUCCAUCUGUGGAAGAUGUGAGAACAAGUUUGGAGGGUUUUCCAGCUGGGGGAUCUUUACCUUACAGCAUACAGACAGCUCAAAAACAACUCUGGCUUCACUCAUACUUCCACGGCUGGCAUGCGGAUGUGUCUGGUAGGAGCAACGCCAUGCCCCACAUUAAAACCUAUAUGAGGGUUUCGCCAGACUACACGCAGCUGGCCUGGUUCCUCGUCACAAGUGCCAAUUUGUCCAAAGCUGCCUGGGGUGCCCUGGAGAAGAACAACACUCAGAUCAUGGUGCGCUCAUAUGAGCUGGGAGUUCUUUACCUGCCUUCAGCCUUUAAUAUGACCACAUUUCCUGUUGAGAAGGUAUUUCCCGCCUCCAGCUCUUCCGUGGGCUUCCCUGUGCCCUUUGACCUUCCACCUCAGCAUUACUCCAACAUAGAUCAACCAUGGAUCUGGAAUAUUCCUUACACUCAAGCCCCAGACACUCAUGGAAAUGUAUGGGUACCAUCUUAACAAUUGAAGACCCUCGGAUUGUCUCCAUUAGGUUGAAUGAACAUGGAGCUCAGGCCAUUAGCAUUCCUGAGUCUAUUUUCAAUUCAAGAUGCCGGUUCAUCUAUCCCUUAGGAGAAAUUACAUCUUUUGGAACCUGACAUAUUUACAAGUUCUUUGGUAGCAUAGCGGGUGUGUCAUUUGUCAAUGUGCACUCUUUAUACUGUUAUUUAGUCCUGUUUUGUUGUUGUAGACACUAUAGAGAUAAUUAGCCUUUAAUAAUACAUGUUUUUGUAAAUCACCCAAAAAGACAUUUUACAGCUAGAGAAACCAUGAACUAUGUAAUAAAUGUAUUUUUCAUUAACAGAGUCAUCGUAUGUGUUUUUACAAGAACUUGUGUAGGCAGUAUGGUGCCUUAAACCCAGCACUCUAUUAAAAAUCUCAACUGAACGAUGUUUUCAGUGAAAUGACCACUAACAAUGGCGUCGCCAAAUCACGUUCCAAGCUCAAAAGCAGGUAACAUACCAUUCUGAAAUCCAUGUUCAAUGUGUUUGUGAGAUUUGUUGUAUAACCAAUAUAGCCCUGAUAAAAAGAACUAAAUUAA